AUGGCCACCUUCAACCACGUCUACCCGAAUGUCACUUGCCUCAAGGACAAGAAGGCCGUUGUCAUCGGCGGCGCCGGCUUCCUCGGCGGCCACAUGAUCGAGGGUCUCCUGGCCGUUGGCGUUUCCAAGGUGGUUGUCUUCGACAUCGUCAACAUCUCCCACCCCUCGGACCGCGUCGAGAGCGUCAAGGGUGACCUCCGCAACAUCAAUGUGCGUCCCGGGGAGGCCCCUGUCGUUCGGGGCGGAUCGGUGGCCGCCUCGCUCCUCCGCCAGCCCUCGCCCUGA
Fonticula alba is the source of this 285-nucleotide messenger RNA. RefSeq lists its product as hypothetical. The transcript is spliced from 2 exons. Bases 1 to 285 code for a protein of 94 amino acids. Gene Ontology annotation, molecular function: 3-beta-hydroxy-Delta5-steroid dehydrogenase (NAD+) activity. The record is from RefSeq and is a predicted model, not a curated record. Gene Ontology annotation, biological process: steroid biosynthetic process. NCBI's taxonomy places the organism in Eukaryota, Rotosphaerida, Fonticulaceae.